AUGGCUGACCUCUCUCCCGGCCAGGUAGUCAGCUUGCUGGACGGCCGUCAAGCCACGGUCCGCUUCGUCGGAUCGACUCAUUUCGCGCCAGGAGAUUGGAUUGGAGUCGAACUCGAUGAACCCACUGGAAAGAAUGACGGGUCUGUGCAGGGGGAGCGGCAGGUCCCAGAGCGGCUCUGUGUCAGGGUCCAGCGCGUUAAAGAGAACAAGUGGAACAGCACCCAAGCGCCCGAGCGUGAGCGCGGCCAGCGCCUCGCCCGCUGCAAAAGUCGCUCCCGCAACGCGGAACGGUCUCAAAGUAAGCUGGCCAAGCCGGGCGUUCCUGGCACGGGCUCCACAGGCGCGGGACCGGCGAAGCGUCUUUCCCUGCGGCAGACUGCUGCGAAAGGGCCAUCAGAAGAAACAGAGAGUCGUGCAAGCGCUCCGUCUGAUGCGAGUCCUGAAAUUGGAUCUCCGCGGGACGCUGAAGGGGAGGCCGAGGGAGAUGCCGCGGCGCCCUCUGAGGUCACGACCAAGCAGCCCAAAGCAGCUUCGUCUCGCCCAGGCCUCUCCUCAACGUCGUCGCAACGGAGUUCGCAGCAAAGCGCAGCGCUUGCUAGGGAGUUGGAGGACCUAAAAACCAAAUUGAAGGUGAUGGAAAAGAAGAGAGCCGAGGACCGGGAGAAGCUGAAGACCCUUGAGACGCUCCAGGCUGAGAGGGACAAGUUCGAGGGAGUCAUUCAGAAACUGCAGGCGAAAUAUCAGCCACAACAGGCCGAGCUGACUGAGUUACGCAAGAAAUUACGGGAGGCAGAAACAAAGCUCGAGGAGGCAGAAAAGCAGCAGGCAGAGCAUGAAUCUAUACUUGAAAUAGCAACUCUCGACCGGGAGAUGGCCGAAGAAACGGCAGAGGCCUAUAAAGUGGAGUUGCAGACCUUGAAACUGAGACUCGAGGAGCUCGAGUUGGAGGUAGAGGUCCUCCGCGAAGAAAAUGAAGAGCUGAGUCAAGUGAUGGGCCCGGAAGAGAAGUCAAGUCAGGGAUGGCUGCAGAUGGAGAAGACCAACGAGCGGCUUCGAGAGGCCUUGAUUCGCCUGCGUGAUAUGACCCAACAAACGGAAGCGGAGCUCCGAGAUCAGAUCAAGGAACUGCAGGAUGAUUUGGAGGAGUACUCGACCGUAAAGGCCCAAUACGAAGCCACUAAGGAGAAGCUAUUGGCUGCUGAAUCCAAUGUCGAGGACCUCAAACAACAGCUUGAGACCGCUCUGGGCGCUGAAGAAAUGAUUGAAGAGCUCGCAGACAAGAACAUGCGAUAUCAGGAAGAAAUCAACGAACUUAAAGCCGCCAUCGAGGACCUGGAGAGCUUGAAGGAAAUCAACGAUGAAUUGGAGCUGAACCAUAUCGAGGUAGAGAAGCAGUUGCAGGAAGAACUCGACUAUAGAGAGGCCCUCUACAACGAGCAGUCCCGUAAGGUCGCUCAGCAGGAUGAGAUCAUCGAGGAUCUGGAAUACACGCUGGCUCGUUUCCGCGAACUGGUCGCCAAUCUGCAAAGUGACUUGGAGGAUAUGCGAGCGUCUCAACAGAUCACGGAAACCGAAGCCAACGAGCUAUCGAUGCGAUCAAGAGCAAUGAUGGACCUCAACUUGAAACUCCAGGCGUCCGUUGAGAAGUCACAGGCGAAAACGAUUGACAUGGAGUUGAGCCGUAUGGAGGCGGAGGAGUCGGCUCAGCAUCUGUCCAUCGUGCAGCUCUACCUCCCAGAGUAUUUCGACGGCGAGAAGAACUCCAUUCUUGCCCUUCUUCGAGUCAAACGCGUCGGUUUCAAGGCGACUCUGAUGAACAAUACGAUCCGGGAACGACUGGCGGAUCAAAGCAGUUUCCAAACCGUCCAGGAAAAUGCUUUUGCAUCGUACGAUGUUCUCGAGAAACUGCUGUGGAUUUCAUGUGUCUGCGAUCGGUUCGUCCAGUUUGUGACCUCGUGCACCCCCGAACAAUUUGCUACCUUUGAACGCGCUUUGUAUGAGCUCGAACCGGUGGAGCGCACGCUGAAUUCGUGGAUCGAUGCUUUGAAGAAAAAUGAAAUCAACGAGAAGAAAUGCGCCGUUGAACUGCAGAGAUCCAUUGCUCUCAUGACACAUCUCGCAGAGACGCUCAUUCCGGUCGAGCUGGCGACAUAUGCCGACGAGAUCUACAUGCGCGCGGUGUUGAUCCAGGCUUAUCUGGAACACACAGCCUCAGCCCUAUCCCGACUCAAGUCUUACCUGCAAGCAAAGCUCCCCGCACCGGCUGAGGAUGAUGAGGAGGGUUUGUUUCUUUUCAACAAGACGGACGCACUGGUUAACCAGGCUCGGGGUCUGAAGGUGGUGAUCACCAAAGUGAUUCGAUCUCUUGACGAAUUGAAAUCCAGAGCUCUCUCGUUGUCUGGUGAUGCGGCUGGACCGUUUGAAACUACCGAAGAGGCAGCCAAGGCUCUCUCUGAGUUGGCGCGUCAACUCGGCGAAAAUAUCGUCCUUCUGCUGAGCGAAGAAGGCCGUACGGAGCCGUUUACUUAUCCUGAAAUCUUACAAAACAUGUCGCAAACGGCGUUAUCCCUGGUUCAAGCUCCCGCUACGGACGGUGAGGGCAACGAUGCGCUUUCCAUACUGAGUGGAAAACUGCGUUCUCUGACCGGUCAGCUGGAGGAGCUCAGCACGCAUUCCUCUGAUCUAUCUCAUACUGCCGAGUUUGAGAGAGGUCGCUUCCCCUGGAUUCUCCGCGCGGAGGAGCUCAAAUCCAACAAGACGAUAUCUCCGGAUGCUGAUGAGGAGAUCCGUCGGUUGAAGAAUGAGCUGAGUGAAGCGUCGACCGCUCUCGGGGUUAAAGACAAGACCCUGGAGGAACAGUCGAUGAAAGUCGAACUGUUGGAAGCGCGGAUGCGUGAUGCCAACAAGAAAGCUGCUCUGGCCAAGGAAUUUGAGAGUAAAUUCCAGCAGAUGCAGGAGAAAGAGACGCAGCUCCAGGAAUCCGUGGAGAAGUUGACGAAGGAUCUGCGGGCCAUGGAGGCCGAGCGGGACGAUUACAAGUCGCGUUUCGAGCGAGCCAAGAGAGCAUCUGGCACAGCAAGCGCUGCCAAUGGAGGCGUCGUUGUGGACAGCGAGGCAACCUUGGCCGCUAUGCGCGAGAACGAGGCGCUCCGCGCCGAAGUCAGCAGUCUCCAGGCAGCUGUACGGUUCCUGCGCGAAGAGAACCGGCGCGCCAACAUGCUCGAUCCAUACUCUGUGCAGAGAUCCGUCAACAUGUACUCGUGGCUGGACGCACCGCUCACUCAAGGCAAGCCAAGCGCGCUAGAGGAAGCGCGAUACAACCGAGCGGCCGAAAGCAGAGACGUGUUUGCGCAUCUGCUGAAAUUGACCAAGGAGACGCCGGUUGCGGAUCUUCAGUCGACGCUUCCGCAGGACGGCACCAACCGUCUCGUGUGGCGGCCUACCAAGUCGACGUUCAAAUACCAGGUGCUUCAGCAGCGGGAGCGCUUCGAGCGCUGGGCGGAAUGGCGCGACGACGUCGCAAGCCGCGAAAGGGAAGACGAGCGCAUGAUGGCCGCCAAGCGACAACGGGCCCUCCGCGAGCAGGAGGAGCGGAGACAGGCGCAGCAAUCAUCUACAUCGGCCUCUCAUCGCCGCAACACCCACGCCAAGACUCCAUCCGUGAGUCUGGGCGGUUACGGGAUGAUGGGUCGGGCAUGGCGGAUCCUGGGUAUGCAGCAGGAGAUGGAUGGUGGUAAGGAAGUGACUGAAGAGCCGGGCAAAGUCCAGAUUGUGUCGUAG
Molecule: messenger RNA, 3780 nt
Organism: Rasamsonia emersonii CBS 393.64
Lineage: Eukaryota; Fungi; Ascomycota; Eurotiomycetes; Eurotiales; Trichocomaceae
Exons: 3
Coding region: 1-3780 (1259 amino acids)
Biological process (GO): nuclear migration involved in conjugation with cellular fusion; establishment of mitotic spindle orientation
Cellular component (GO): cell tip; spindle; microtubule associated complex
Source: RefSeq, a predicted model, not a curated record